This is a messenger RNA of Xenopus laevis (African clawed frog), 2112 nucleotides long. RefSeq names its product vomeronasal type-1 receptor 100. The transcript has a single exon. The coding region runs from base 630 to 1595 and encodes 321 amino acids. NCBI's taxonomy places the organism in Eukaryota, Metazoa, Chordata, Amphibia, Anura, Pipidae. The record is from RefSeq and is a predicted model, not a curated record.
AGCCUAUUGGGUUUAUUUCAUGUUUAUAUGAUUUUCUAGUAGACUUAAGGUAUGAAGAUCCAAAUUCAGGAAGACAAAUCUGAACUAAAAUGUGGCUGCAAUCCCUCAAAAACAUCAAAGGAUUUUCAUACUUCAUUCUGAGGUCCCAGGGAGGAGUGACUUGUUACACAUAGGGUAGUCACUAUACAAAAAACAUCUCAGAUAUUUUUGAUCGUUGAGUUCAGCCAUAGAUUGAGCCUACAGCAGAGCUUUCUACCUAAACCCCUUACACUCAUUACUCCCUGUACUGAAUUACUGAUCCUUAGGGAUUUCUAGAGGAACAAACAAGUCUCACCAGACAUCAGCGUUGACCUUCUUGAAAUACUAUAAUGACACCAUUGUUAACUACUAUGCAUCCUAUUUAUCUUACUGGAAAGGAGAGAGGUAGCCAUGGAUAUACAGAUAAGGCAAUCACAGCUCUCUCAGAAGAAGCCUUUAUAAAGGAUCAAGCCUUUAGCUGAUUAGCAGAAGAACAAGGCAUCUCCAGGGCACGAUACAGAGAAAUGAAGGAAACAAGAUGAGAUGUUCCUCUUCGGCCAUAAAACGGAUAAAUCAGCAUUCCAAGAAGAAUAGAAACAGUGCUGCGAACAAUGAUUCUAGGGUGGCCAGAUAUUGUGUCUAUUGCCAUUUAUUUCACCACUCUUUUCGGGGCUGUGGCAAACCUGAUCAUUUUCUUCGCCUUUAUCAGCAAUGCCAUCAAGAAGAAGGUUUUCCAGCCUCUGGACAGGAUCAUUGUUAACAUGGUAUUGGUCAACUUCUUGCUUUGCUGUUACAAGAAGAUUCCUGGGAUCUUGGUGUUUUUCCAUAUUAAAGUGUUUGUAGAUGUGGGAUGCAGGAUCCUGCUUUAUCUAUACCGCACUCUCAGGUUAGUCAGCCUAUGGUCAGUGGCCAACCUAAGCUUUCUUCAUCUCAUCAAGAUAAGGAGGCCAAGCCAUCGCUGGUUGAAAUAUAUUCACAGACAUUAUGGGCCCUACGUUAACUGGUCCCUGGCUGGCUGUUGGGUUGUUAGUAUCACAUUUCAUGUACCAUAUCUUCUAUAUAGUGAUACAGAGCAUGUGCACAAUCAGAGCAGCAUCCUAAUCACAAGCACCAACUGUUUAGGUCAAUCGGAGAGCUCCCUGCUGAAUCUUCUCACCUACAUCACAGUGAGUGUGGACUUCCUGCUGAUAAUCCUCGUGACACUAUUAAAUGGCUUUACCGUCGAUCUGAUUUGUAGACACAGGAGACAAGUAAGGGACAAAAUGACUGUCAGACAAGGAUGGGACAAACGUACGGCACGGGCAACAAAGAUCCUGCUGUCUCUUCUCUCUAUCUAUGUCAUCUGCUGGGUCUCCACCGACCUGACCUGGAUUGCAAUUGUGUCUGGACUAUCAGAGGGCUUCCAAAAUAAUCUUCACGUUGCAAUGUAUGGGGUUUUGUCCUCUUUCUACUAUUCUGGCACCUCUGGAAUCAUGGUUUUUGGCUACAGGAAAGUGAGGGACUUCUUAUGUAAGGCAACUUGUUCCUGCAAGUGGAGGGUGCCCCCGGUUAUACAAGAAGAACCACAGAAGCAAUGAUGGAAUAUUAUACUCCUUGUUGCGCCAAAGAAGAGUGCCCUUGACUAUGAGAGAUGCUAAGUCUAGUUAUUAUAAGUCAAGAGAGUUUUGUACCAUUGUGACAGUGGUUAUAUGUGGAUUAAUAGUUAGCAGCGAAGACAUUGAUGUUUUAAGCAGGUGGAAGGUGAAAGGGGUAAAUCUAAUUUGAUAAAUGUAUUUUAAAUUGAUUUGUUGUUGUUCCAAGUUCAAGUCACUAGACGAUGGGUCAGGACAUUCCCCUUAGAGAAGGUUCUGGAAGGAGGACCUGGGGUUAUUUGUAAGAUCUGACUGACUCUCAACUUUAUUUAUUAUUACAAUGUAUGCACAGAGGGUUAGAACCCUGCAGCUUUGGGGUCCUGAGUUCAAUUCCUCCAGGGCAAUAUCUGCAAGGAGUUUGUAUGCUGUCCCCAUGUCUAUAGGGUUCCCCCAUACACUCCAAAAAUAUACAGGCAGGUGAAUUGGUUCUUAACUUAAAGGGGAACCAUCACGAAAAUGAAAA